Oncorhynchus masou masou (cherry salmon) is the source of this 658-nucleotide messenger RNA. Its product is annotated as myelin basic protein-like. The coding region runs from base 203 to 655 and encodes 150 amino acids. The record is from RefSeq and is a predicted model, not a curated record. The transcript is spliced from 4 exons. NCBI's taxonomy places the organism in Eukaryota, Metazoa, Chordata, Actinopteri, Salmoniformes, Salmonidae. Gene Ontology annotation, molecular function: structural constituent of myelin sheath.
CGAAGAAACAAUCAGCACUGUACCUAAAUCAGGAAGCAACGAGACAUACAUUUUUUACGAAGGCAGUCUGUGAAAACAACGUCAAAACCGUGGAAGAAAAAACGUUCUUGUCCACGAGAAGAGAAACUACACAUCAAAAUCACAGCCUCUUAUUGUGGAUGCAUUUGAUUCAAUCUAAACGGAGAAGGUCUCUGCUGACAAAAUGGGACAGCAUCUAGGAAAACGCGAGCCACAGCCGCAGAGCAAGGUAAGCGUCUCAGUUGAAAGUCCCUCGUCACCAGAAGCAGAACAGACCAUAGCACCAGCACCCAUGGGUGAGAUCAUGGCAGAACCCGAGUCACAAGAUGAGGUCUUUGGCCUGGGUGAGGCAGAUGUGAACCCGAACAAUGGCUGCCCCUCUGAGAAGGCGUCGGCGGCGACUGACUCCACGGGCACUGAGGGGCCCAGCAGCUCCUGGAACGAGGCCAGCACAGCUGAUGCUGACGAUAGCGCCGCGCCACGCCCCCACCUGGUCCGCCUCUUCUCCCGAGAUGCCCCGGGCCGCGAGGACAACACCUUCAAAGACCGCCCUUCUGAAUCGGAUGAGCUACAGACCAUCCAAGAGCACAGCGGAGCGGGAUCAGAGUGCGGUUCAGAGGAUCAGGAUCUAGACUAAGUU